AUGUGGCUUGUUUAAGGAGUUGUGCAUGUGAUAAAAUUUGCAGGUGUUGAGACUGACGACUAUGUAAAAUGCCAAUUUUGCCAAAAUACAUUAUAUCUAUCAGGAGUUUAGUUAAAUAUCUAAUUAUAGAAUAGGAGUGCGGUCUCUGCAGACCAUUAGGAUUUUGAAAUAUCAAGCAAGGCGAAUAGGAUGUAAAUGAUAGAAAUACUCAUAAAUAAUAAUAAUAUAACUCGUAAUCAUAAAUUUAAAAAUAAUAGAAAUGAAAAUUUUCCAUAUAACGCUGAAAAAUAUAAUCCUCGUUUAUAUGUUUUGAAGCGAUUUUAAUCAUUAAUAAAUAAAUAAAUAAUAAUUUGA
Messenger RNA from Paramecium octaurelia, 354 nucleotides. NCBI's taxonomy places the organism in Eukaryota, Ciliophora, Oligohymenophorea, Peniculida, Parameciidae. The record is from the annotation of a GenBank genome assembly.